CUAGCAGCUGAGUGCAAUGCAAGCACAGCAUAUUGUGUGGAUGCAGAUGGGUGAGUGGGGAGGGCUGUGAUCCCAGAGGAGUACGGUGGGGAGGGUCGGGCUGGCCGUUAUAUAAGGUGGUCAGUGUAAGGGGUUGCUUGUUGCGGAAAGUGGAGGACUCCGUUAGUUCCAGGAUGGGGGACAGAAAGCGUCUGCAGGACUGGAGAGACCAGAUGAGUCGGGAGUUGGACAGAGUCAUGGAUUUCUGGAUUCGGCACUCUGAAGACAAAGAAUACGGAGGUUUCUUCACUUGUCUUGGCCAAGAUGGAACAGUAUACGAUCCCCUGAAGUACCUUUGGCUACAAGGCCGGCAGGUUUGGAUGUAUUGCCGUCUUUACAGAAAGGUGCCCAGGUUCCAGAGACAGGAACUGCUUACGUCUGCCAUUGCAGGAGGCGAGUUCCUUCUUGCUCAUGCUCAACCCUCCGCUGACUCCCUAAAAUGCGCCUUUGUGGUGACACGUGACGGUCGUGCAGUAAAGGUUCAGCGCACAAUCUUCAGCGAGUGUUUUUUCGUUAUGGCAAUGGAUGAGCUGUGGAGGACCACACAUAAAGAACAGUACAAGAAGGCAGCACGAGAGAUGAUGGACCAGAUUGUACAUUGGGUGAGAGAGGAUCCAUCAGAUUUGGGAAGGCCGGAGCUGCCGGGAGCUGAUCCUGUGAAUGGCAUGGCGGUGCCAAUGAUGCUGUUAAACCUAGUGGACCAACUGUGUGAGGAAGAUGAAGAGGCAGCAAAGAAAUAUGAGGAGCUGGAAGCCUGGAGUGUGGAGAGGAUUCUGCAGCAUAUACAGCGUGAUGGUCAGGAAAUUUUGGAGAACGUAUCUGAAGAUGGAAAGGAGCUUCCAGGGUGCAUGGGCCGGCAUCAAAACCCCGGACAUGCCCUUGAAGCUGGCUGGUUUCUUCUGCGCCAUGCCAUCAGACACUCUGACCAUACUUUGAGACAGACUGCAGUGGAGAAGUUUGUGUUGCUGCCAUUUCACUCAGGGUGGGAUCAAGAGCAUGGAGGUCUCUUCUCCUUUCAAGAUGUGGACGGGCAUUGCCCUACACAGCUGGAGUGGAGUAUGAAGAUGUGGUGGCCACACACAGAAGCUCUGAUUGCUUUUCUGCUUGGAUAUCAGGAGACCCGCGAUCCACGUCUACUCGACCACUUCCAGACAGUCUUUGACUAUGUCUUCACCCGGUUUUUGGACCCUGAAUACGGGGAGUGGUUUGGCUAUCUGAGUCAGGAUGGAAAGGUAGCGCUCAGCAUUAAAGGAGGCCCAUUUAAAGGCUGCUUUCACAUCCCACGGUGCCUGUAUAUGUGCGAGGAGAUUCUGUCCAGGCUUCUGGAAGAAGACAACCAAGCCACAGACUAAUUAUUAUGGACGACUCAAGAACAUUCCUAGCUGGAAAAUUGCUCCUAGUCAUUUCAAUGGGUCAUUGCAGCUUACAGUGAUUGGCUUAUAUACCCUGCAAUAUAUCUAUGGAAUUUCUUGGUGCCCACCCUUGCCCAUGCUAAUUUUUUCUAAUGGUGGGCUUUGAUAUGCUAGCUUAUGAUAGAUGCAUAAAGGUUUAUGGCACAUUUAUUUUCUUACAAUCAUCUGUAACUGUGAAGUGCUAAAGCGGGAGUUCACCCAUUUGUGUUUUUUUUCCUCUUUUCCCCAUAGC
This is a messenger RNA of Rana temporaria (common frog), 1683 nucleotides long. It is a transcript of the gene RENBP, whose product is annotated as renin binding protein. Gene Ontology annotation, biological process: N-acetylmannosamine metabolic process; N-acetylglucosamine metabolic process; carbohydrate metabolic process. Lineage: Eukaryota; Metazoa; Chordata; Amphibia; Anura; Ranidae. Gene Ontology annotation, molecular function: peptidase inhibitor activity; N-acylglucosamine 2-epimerase activity. The transcript has 10 exons. The record is from RefSeq and is a predicted model, not a curated record. The coding region runs from base 174 to 1391 and encodes 405 amino acids.